Molecule: messenger RNA, 1974 nt
Organism: Penicillium argentinense
Lineage: Eukaryota; Fungi; Ascomycota; Eurotiomycetes; Eurotiales; Aspergillaceae
Product: sodium:solute symporter family protein
Exons: 6
Coding region: 1-1974 (657 amino acids)
Biological process (GO): putrescine transport; spermidine transport; urea transmembrane transport
Cellular component (GO): plasma membrane
Molecular function (GO): urea transmembrane transporter activity; spermidine transmembrane transporter activity; putrescine transmembrane transporter activity
Source: RefSeq, a predicted model, not a curated record
AUGGCAGAUGAGGCCAAGUUUGUUGCUCCUCUCCCCCAAGGAUUUGGAUAUGGCAUUAUCCUUGGGUUGGGGUUGGUUUUUGCCUUGGUGAUGAUCUUUAUAACCUGGGCUCUUAAGAGGUAUCAGCAUGAAGUCCAAACAUCCGAGAUGUUCUCGACGGCUGGAAGAUCCGUCAAGUCUGGACUGGUCGCUGCUGCAGUCGUCAGUAGCUGGACUUGGGCGGCGACGCUGCUCCAGUCGUCGGCGGUGGCGUAUAAAUAUGGCGUUUCAGGGCCGUUCUUCUAUGCGUCGGGCGCAACCGUCCAGAUCAUACUGUUUACAACCCUGGCAAUUGGGUUAAAAAGCAGAGCCCCGAACGCGCAUACCUUCCUGGAGGCUAUCCACGCUCGUUACGGGACGACCGUGCACAUCGUCUUCAUCGUAUUCUGCCUUAUGACGAACGUCCUAGUGACUUCCAUGUUGCUAACUGGCGGCUCUGCCGUUCUCACUUCCCUGACGGGUGUACGUACAGCGGCAGCCUGUCUCCUGCUCCCCAUAGGUGUCGUGCUGUACACCCUUUUUGGCGGUAUCAAGGCUACAUUCAUCACGGAUUACAUGCAUACGGUGGUUAUCAUUGUCGUUGUCUUCAUCUUUGCGUUUUCCGCCUACGCUACCAAUUCGACAUUGGGGUCACCCGGGAAGGUGUAUGAUGCGCUGGUUGCCGCAGCGAAGCUGCAUCCGGUUGAUGGGAAUGCGCAUGGAAGCUAUCUUACCAUGCAGUCUCGGCAGGGUGGGAUUUUCUGGGUGAUCAAUCUUGUCGGUAACUUUGGGACUGUUUUCCUCGACAAUGGUUACUAUAACAAAGCAAUCGCCGCCCACCCCGUCCACGCGUUCCCCGGCUAUGUCAUCGGCGGUCUCUGCUGGUUUGCAAUCCCCUGGCUCUGCGCCAGCACAAUGGGGCUCUCCGCCCUGGCCUUGGAGGGCUCCCAGCGCCUCAGUCCAGACGACGUCACCGCGGGACUCGUAUUACCAUUCGCAGCCGUAAAGCUCCUAGGAUACGGCGGCGCCGUGGUCACAACGCUCAUGAUCUUCAUGGCCGUUACGUCCGCUUUUUCGGCACAGCUGAUCGCUGUUUCUUCGAUCUUCGCGUAUGACAUCUACCAAGCCUACGUCGAGCCCGCUGCCAAGGGGAAGAAGCUCGUCUGGAUCUCCCAUGUGUCCUGCGUUGUGUUUGCUGUUGUCAUGGCUGGCUUCGCGACGGGUCUUUCCUACGCUGGUAUCCGGAUGGGAUAUCUCUACUUGCUCAUGGGGGUUAUCAUCUCCUCUGCCGUGUUCCCGGGCGCCAUGGCAUUGCUUUGGAAGGGACAGAACUGGAUUGCUGCAGCUGCCUCCCCGGUUCUUGGUCUCGCAGUUUCCCUGAUCACUUGGCUUCUUACCGCGAACAAGGAAUCCGGUGUAGUAACUGUCACGAGUACCGGCGAAAACUACCCAAUGCUAGCCGGCAAUGUCGCCGCCCUCUUCAGCCCGCUCAUCUUCGUCCCAACACUAACCUACCUCUUCGGACCCCAAAACUACGACUACAAGUCCAUGGCCUCGAUCCGCCAAGUCGACGACACGGACGUUGCUUCAGCAGCCGCACACAUCGACCACGACAUCGAGCUCGUCCCCGGCUCAUCCUCCCCGAGAACUUCAACAGCCCGAACUCAGAAAAUAGAAGAAGAAGACGAAGAAACCCGCAAACUGAACCGCGCAGCUCUAUACUCCCGCACAUGGACAAUCGUCAUGGUGCAUGUUUUCCUCAUUCUCUGGCCCAUCCCCCUGUAUGCGUCCGGGUAUGUGUUCAGCAAGGGGUUUUUCACCGGGUGGGUUAUUGUGGGGAUACUGUGGCUCUUUGGGUCGGCGGCUGGGGUGGUUGUUCUUCCAUUGGUUGAGGGGCGGGAGACCAUUGUUCGGGUGGUGAGAUUGAUGGGAUUGGAUUUGGUGAGGAGGCAGUAG